This is a messenger RNA of Raphanus sativus (radish), 1854 nucleotides long. Its product is annotated as ABSCISIC ACID-INSENSITIVE 5-like protein 6. The record is from RefSeq and is a predicted model, not a curated record. Gene Ontology annotation, molecular function: DNA-binding transcription factor activity. Bases 233 to 1525 code for a protein of 430 amino acids. Gene Ontology annotation, cellular component: nucleus. The transcript has 5 exons. NCBI's taxonomy places the organism in Eukaryota, Viridiplantae, Streptophyta, Magnoliopsida, Brassicales, Brassicaceae. Gene Ontology annotation, biological process: positive regulation of DNA-templated transcription.
GGAAAAUAAAAACUUUCACUGAUUGGUUUCUUGUUUCAGAUUCGUUUGAUUGGAUCCGAAUCAUGAAUUUUCCCGCCGAAUAUAAGCUUAUGAUUGGUUGUUUUGUAGAAUUGUUUGAGAUUCUCCUGUGUUUUCACUCUCUGCUCUGUUUCUGUAUUAAAAGAUCUGAUUUUUAUUUAACCUCUCUGCUUUGUUUUGUUCACGUUUUAGAUUCAAAGCUUGAUAGCAAGAGAUGGGUUCUCGAUUUAACUUCGUUGAUGAGGCAAAGCAUCCAGCUUUGGGGGCUGGUGUUCCAUUGAUGAGACAGAACUCUGUUUUCUCGUUAACCUUUGAUGAGUUUCAGAGCUCAUGGGGUGGUGGGAUUGGGAAGGACUUUGGGUCCAUGAACAUGGACGAGCUCUUGAAGAACAUUUGGACAGCUGAGGAAAGCCACUCUAUGAUGGCCAACAACAAUAACACCAGUUUCAACAACACUGUUGUUAUGAACAACAAUGGAGGUUUCUCUGUUGGUGUGGGAGGAGAACUUGCCGGUUGUGGUGGUGGUUUGCAGAGACAAGGGUCACUUACGUUGCCUCGUACCAUUAGUCAGAAAAGGGUUGAUGAUGUCUGGAAGGAGCUGAUGAAGGAGGAUGACACUGGAGAUGGUGUAGGUAAUGUUGGAGGAGGAGCAAGUGGAGUUCCGCAGAGGCAACAGACGUUGGGAGAGAUGACUCUGGAGGAGUUUUUGGUCAGAGCAGGUGUGGUUAGGGAAGAGCCUCAACCGGUGGAGAGGGUGGAUAACUUCAACGGUGGGUUCUUCGGAUUUGGAAGUGAUGCAGGUCUGGUUUCAGCUCGUAAUGGGUUUGGUGGUCCUAACCAACCUCAUGGAGGUGUGGUGAGACCGGAUCUGCUGACAACAGCUCAAACUCAGCCACUGCAGAUGCAGCAGCAGCAGCAGCCACAGAAAGUGCAUCAGCCGCGAGAACUGAUACCGAAGCAGGAUGUAGCUUUCCCCAAACAGACCACUAUCGCUUUUUCCAAUACUGUUGAUUUGGUCAACCGUUCUCAACCUCCAACACAGGAAGUGAAGCCUUCAAUUCUUGGAGUUAGGGACAGGCCAAUGAACAACAACCUUCUUCAAGCUGUUGAUUUCAAAACAGGUGUUACGGUUGCAGCAGUAUCUCCCGGAAGCCAGAUGUCACCUGAUCUGACUCCAAAGAGCGCCAUGGAUGCAUCUUUGUCACCAGUUCCUUACAUGUUUGGUCGUGUGAGAAAAACAGGCGCAGUCCUGGAGAAAGUGAUUGAGAGGAGGCAGAAAAGGAUGAUUAAGAAUAGGGAAUCAGCUGCAAGAUCCCGCGCUCGCAAGCAAGCUUAUACGUUAGAGUUGGAGGCGGAAGUUGCACAACUGAAAGAGCAGAAUCAAGAGUUGCAGAGGAAACAAGUUGAAAUCAUGGAAAAGCAGAAAAAACAGCUUCUGGAGCCAAUGCGUCAGGCAUGGGGAUGCAAAAGGCAAUGCUUGCGAAGGACAUUGACGGGUCCUUGGUAGAGAGCUUAUAUAUUAUGAAGGCGCCCAAGGAGCUCAACAAAGAGAAGAAGUUAUAGAAACAACACAGAAAGUAGAAGCUAGCUUUGUAUGUAACUUAGGCAGGUGUUUUCUGUGGGGGGUGAUUGUAGGUAAUGAAGUGUGUGGCCGAUCCGAUUUGACUACUAGAUCAACACUCUUUUUUUUUUUUCUCUCUCUUUCUUCUGUUUUCUUGAAGCAUCUUUUGGUUUUAUCUUCCUGAUGUAAUAGAUCUUGAUGUUGCUUUAUAGGACGUGUCAAUGUCUUGUAACAUCUUUGUGAACUUGACAAGAUUGGAUUUGUCUUGUAGCAUA